Messenger RNA from Oncorhynchus kisutch (coho salmon), 3314 nucleotides. RefSeq lists its product as uncharacterized. Lineage: Eukaryota; Metazoa; Chordata; Actinopteri; Salmoniformes; Salmonidae. Bases 402 to 1022 code for a protein of 206 amino acids. The record is from RefSeq and is a predicted model, not a curated record. The transcript has 5 exons.
UUGGAUUUAACGUUAAAAGCAUCCUGAAUAUACCUAAUAUUCCACCCUGAUCAUAGGCCUAAGCCAUGUCAAAAUACCUAGGAUUACAGUAAAUUUGCUUUCAAACAGUAAUAUCUCCCUGGGGGGGACCCAGAGUCGCCCGUCUAGGGAUUGUACCUUGGGCAAUGAAAUGCACAUAGCAAACAUCACUCAAAGCUUUUUUAAAAGGUUGGCAGCCCUGCAUGAGGUGUGCCGUGAAUGUGUAAGAAGAGGGUGAAAUGCGUGUCUCAAGGCCAAUGCGUGGGAGUUGGCAACUCUGGGUUAAAUAAAGGUAAAAUAGACUUAUUUAGUGUUCACGUGUUAGAAAUGUGAACUAGGCUACACCUAGUAGCCAUAACUACAACUCAAUGGAUUAAAAAAUAAUGAUUAUUAUACAAAGACAAGUAAACAAAAAUGUACUUUAUAAAAUACUUAUCAUCAAUACACAGAGUUCAUCUAAGAUUACAAAUCUAACUGUCUAUGCCUCAGUGUCUGCUCCUCACAUCAGUCACUCAGUGGACAGUCCAUUUGAAAACGUGAGCUGUUCCUUGGUGUGCACUGUGAAGAACGGGAGAGAGGUGAUCUUGUCCUGGUACAGAGGAGGGGAGAUACUCAACCAGACCAGCAGCCCUGAUCUUCUAGCCAAUCUCUCUCUACCUCUGGAGUUAAACAAAAUACAUGUUGACACCUACAGCUGUGAGGCUUCCAACCCUGCUGACUCAAAACCAACUCCACUCAACAUUGAAACGCUCUGCCCUCAAUUGUCCUCACGCUCUGCCCUCAAAGACUCUGGUGCCAAUCCUGUCCCAAUCACACUGGUUACAUUGUUAGCAGUUGGGAUAAUAAGUGUUGGCACUUACUGGGCAGUUAAAAUAAGAACAUGUGGAGCCUGCAAGCAAAGAGAAGAAGCCCAACAUUAUACUGAAGUGAAAUUUCAUAAACUGGUUGGGGAUACACUGGUAUCUGGCACCGGAGGAGUCUGUUCACCAGAGGAGUCUGUUUAGUACGCUGAUGUCAGAAUCUUACCUUCUGUUCAGACAGGACUGGAUUCAAUCACUCCUCUCUCAAAGCUGUAACCUUGGUGUGGUUUAGAGGCUUGUGUGUCUCCAUGACCCUGAGAGCUACGCCGGAGGGGGCUUGGGCCCCUGGUAGGUUUAGCCAUGCCGAAUUGGUCACCAGUGAGGGGCCAAUAACAGCAUUGGUCCUACAUGUUUCAAGUCGUCAUGAUGCUAUAGGUAGGCAACCAUACCACUGAUUCAAUGUUACAUGCUGUGUGUAUGUCUUUACCGUAAUUUUAAAUGUGUAUUUUUCAUAGUGCUGUAACCUUACUUUGCAAGAAAUGUUUUUGAUAAAAAUGUAACAUUAUUGUUGUUAUUUAGGUCAGACCAUUUGUCUGAAAACCGGGAUUAGUAGCAUGUAAACAAGCAAAUGAGUUCAAUCAUGGCACCACAUCCACUUCCUGAAACGCUUUUACCAUUUAUUUUAAAAAUGAUUGUAACCGACUCUCCAAACCUGCUGAUCUCAUGGGCAUGUUUAAACUUGUGGAUUAAUGUUUUCAUGUAGGUUUGUCCUGCCUUUAUUUUCCCUCUAGAGAGUCUUAUGUUCUCCACUAUUUACCAAACUACUGUGAUGACUGUUCUGUGAGGAUCCAAAUAGGUCAGAUUAGUUUGGAAACAGAUUAUUUCAACCAGACCCUCUCUCAGCCACAGAGAGAGGGAGGCGGGAAUUGGUGGGGGGUUUACACCUCACGCCCUGUUGUAAAUUACAGGAGAGGAGAUCCAGGGUCUCCCUCUACAAAUUCACAAAGGAAUGUGCUUUGUCUCCCGCCAAAACUCUAACUCGUUCUAAAGUGAAUAAUGGAACAAUAUUUUUAACAUAGAACAUGGGGAAUGGUCAGAGGCGAUCUAAAGAAUAAUAAUGUCAUACCUGUUGUUAUUUUUUUAUGUAAUUAAAAAUGCUAUAAAGGAAAUACUGUAACUUGAAAGUAUAUACACCACAUGUACAAAGUCUCCAUCCUUAACGUUGUGUAUGAAAUAUGAACAAUUUUGAAAUUAUUUUUGUUAACUUCUUUGAUAUAGGGGGCGCUCUUUAAAUUUUUGGAUAAAGAAAAUAAAUAAAAAUGUCACGAAAAGAUGCUCGACUAUGCAUAUAAUUGACAGCUUUGGAAAGAAAACACUCUGACGUUUCCAAAUCUGCAAAGAUAUUGUCUGUGAGUGCCACAGACCCAACUGCCACAGACCCAACUGCCACAAAUGAUUUAUCAUCGAAUAGAUAUGUGAAAACACCUUGAGGAUUAAUUCUAAACAACGUUUGCCAUGUUUCUGUCGAUAUUAUGGAGUUAAUUUGGAAAAAAGUUUGGCGUUGUAAUGACUGAAUUUUCGGGGGGUUUUCUUAGCCAAACGUGAUGAACAAAACGGAGCGAUUUCUCCUACACCAAUAAUCUUUUUGGAAAAAAUUAACAUUUGCUAUCUAACUGAGAGUCUCCUCAUUGAAAACAUCCGAAGUUCUUCAAAGGUAAAUCAUUUUAUUUGAAUGCUUUUCUUGUUUUUGUGAAAAUGUUGCCUGCUGAAUGCUAGGCUUAAUGCUAUGCUAGCUAUCAAUACUCUUACACAAAUGCUUGUGUAGCUAUGGUUGAAAAGCAUAUUUUGAAAAUCUGAGAUGACAGUGUUGUUAACAAAAGGCUAAGCUUGUGAGUCAAUAUAUUUCUUUCAUUUCAUUUGCGAUUUUCAUGAAUAGUUAACGUUGCGUUAUGGUAAUGAGCUUGAGGCUAUGAUUACGCUCCUGGAUACGGGUUUGCGCGACGCAAGAAGUUAAGAUAGGAAUGUGAUUUUAGGAGCCAUAAGAGAUCAUUUGUCUCCUAUAAACUUUGCACAGUAAGUAGCCACGCCCGAGUGAGGUCAGAGAGCGUGUCAGCCUGACCGAACCAUCCCUUUUGACCGGAGAGGAUAAAAGCAUUGGUAAAGAAAUUAACAUUUAGACCAGAAAGGAGACGAGCUGCAGCUCCUGACCAAAGUGGUUCGAACUCUGAAAAUCUCAACACGAGGUAGAGACGAUAACGUCACAUCCUGGACAAUCACUACUAUUGGACAAUCAGAGCUUUACAAGCAUGCCGCGGAAAGGCACAACACCCUUCCUAAGAAGGCCUGGUUCCGACAGAGAUACAUGGCGAAAGAAGGCCUUUAAAGCGUAAAUACAUUCAUUCUUACUCCAAACAGGCAGCGGUUCAUGUGCAAAGUAUAUGAUUACUGUGACUGUAGUUCCUAAAAUGUAUCAACAAUAAAUGUCUCUCUCUCUCA